AUGGAACUCAACCGAGAACAUUUUCGCGCCAUAAUUUAUUACAACUUUCAGAGACAAUUAUCGCACCAAGAAUGCCUCGCUGAGUUACUGUCUGUUUUCGGCAACGAAGCGCCACAUCUGUCGACAAUUUCCCGUAGACGGAUGAGUCUUAGCGACGAUCCCAGGGUGGAUAGACAUGUGACAUAUCGCGAGAUUGAGGGGUCCUUGAAGAUCCCAAAGACCUCAAUUCAAAAAAUGUUGCACGAAGAAUUAGGAGUAAGAAAAUUAGUUUCUCGUUGGAUACCCCACCUGUUGACUGAAGAGCAGAAAGCAGCCGGGGUUGAUUGCAUUGUUAGUGGUGAUGAAUCGUGGAUUUACUGUUAUGAACCAGAAAAUAAACGACAGUCGGCUGUUUGGGUGAUCCAAGGUGAAGAAAAGCCAACAAAAGUCAUCCGUUCUCGAAGUGUUUCGAAAAAGAUGUUCGCGACAUUUGUGUCAAAAGCGGGUCAUAUUGCAACAAUUCCUCUUAAUGAGCAAAGAACUGUUACUGCGGAUUGGUAUACCACCAUUUGUUUGCCAAAAGUCAUCACCGAGCUUCGAAAAAUCAACCCCGAAAGAAGAAUCAUCCUCCACCAAGACAAUGCAAGGUCGCACACAGCCCAAAAAACAAGGCACUAUUUAACGGAAGAAAACGUGGAAUUAUUGGACCAUCCUCCAUAUAGUCCCGAUCUAAGUCCUAACGAUUUCUUUACUUUUCCGAAAAUUAAAAACAGGCUGCGUGGUCAAAGGUUCCAGUCACCAGAAGAAGCAGUUGACGCAUUCAAAAAUGGCAUUUUGGAUCUGCCAGCAAACGAGUGGAAUAAGUGCUUCGACAAUUGA
This is a messenger RNA of Acanthoscelides obtectus, 858 nucleotides long. NCBI's taxonomy places the organism in Eukaryota, Metazoa, Arthropoda, Insecta, Coleoptera, Chrysomelidae. The record is from the annotation of a GenBank genome assembly.